This is a messenger RNA of Medioppia subpectinata, 279 nucleotides long. NCBI's taxonomy places the organism in Eukaryota, Metazoa, Arthropoda, Arachnida, Sarcoptiformes, Oppiidae. The record is from the annotation of a GenBank genome assembly.
ACAUUAAUUAAGGUAAUUAACUACGACUCUCCCCGUGGUAUUAAAGUACAAACAGAAAAGUCGGCUCAAACCACAUCCAAAUUAAUUAUAAAUAAGACAAUGCCUAACGAUUCGGGCAAUUAUAGCUGUUCGCCAUCCAAUGCCGAACCGGCCCACAUCGCUGUCCACGUCCACAGCACCGGCAAUCCGGCCGCCUCUAUACAACACGGCAAGAGAAGUGCCCGAGUAGUGAGGAAUGGAUGUCGACCUAUGGUUACCGUAUGUCGGAUCGACAAGUGA